Molecule: messenger RNA, 6280 nt
Organism: Bicyclus anynana (squinting bush brown)
Lineage: Eukaryota; Metazoa; Arthropoda; Insecta; Lepidoptera; Nymphalidae
Gene: CrebA
Product: cyclic AMP response element-binding protein A
Exons: 7
Coding region: 350-1459 (369 amino acids)
Biological process (GO): regulation of transcription by RNA polymerase II
Molecular function (GO): DNA-binding transcription factor activity, RNA polymerase II-specific; cAMP response element binding
Source: RefSeq, a predicted model, not a curated record
AACGCCGCCUGCCAUUCGCCGGCCGUACUCUGUCGCGUGCGGUUGUCUCUACGCUCACCAAAACAUUAUUCGCGUGCAGUGAGAUUGCACGAAAAGUAAUCAACCUUGUUUGAAAAACAAAUGGCAUAGUGCAACCGCUACAUUAUAAACUUUAUUGGAAGUGAAUGAUUUAGUGAUUUUAAUAUUUCAAAGAAGUAUACCGUAUUGACAAAGUUGUAGUGCAAGUUUGCUUCACAAGUUUACAUUCCUUCUGAGUUUCGCACUUGGGGAAAGGCCUAGGAGCGUGACUAGUUCAGUGAAGUUUCUAUAAAGUGCAAGUCGGAGGCCGUCGUAGGAACCCGGCCCCGACAUGGAGAGCUACUUCGACAUCUCCAACGACUUGAAGGAUGUCUGGGACGCGGACAUCGACCCGGAGAUGCAAGACGUGUUGGACGAGGACACAGAGAUGAGCGACUGGCUCAUCGAGCGCAACUCCAAGCUGGGCGUGAUCCUCCACGACCGGCUGAUGACAGACGCGGCGCUGGGUGCUGCACCCAUCAAAACAGAGCACUCCUACAGCCUGCACUCCGAUGUGGAGUCCGCGCCCGCCUCGCCACACACCAAAGUUGACGACAUGGAAGACGAAUGUUACCCAACAAUACCAGCCAGCGCGUGGCGGAGCAGGCGACGGUCGAGUGACUCCCCGCUUCCAGAAGUGAAGGCUGAACCCAAGUCUGAGCCAGAGUCGCCCGCCUCCUCCUGCCCGCCCUCCCCCACUCCCGGCACGCCUGUCACACACGUCGACUACGUCAUUGACCACACGACCGGCACAAUCCACAUGCCACAAGCCGUGCUGCAGAAGGUGGGCGCGGCGCAGCUGCUGCUCUCUGCUGCACCACGCAUCGCCACCAAGCUCAGCACCAACAAGCUUUCCAUCAAAGUCACCUCCUCCGGCACAUCAGCAGGGUUCAACUUGCCGCCAACGCCGCCAUCUUCCCUGUCAUCAUCAGACAGCGAGGGCGCACUGUCGCCCGCUCACGAGGCAGCAACGCCUGCCGCCCCCGCGCCUCCCUCGCGUCGCAACCACCUGUACGUGUCGCACCACUCGCGGCAACCCAUCAACACGCCGCUCAUUAGCAGCCAACCGAAAGGAUCAACAGGCACACUCGUUUUAACAGAAGAAGAGAAACGCACAUUAUUGGCUGAGGGCUACCCCGUGCCGACGCGCCUGCCGCUCACUAAGGCAGAGGAGAAGUCGCUAAAGAAAAUCAGGAGGAAAAUUAAAAAUAAGAUAUCUGCACAAGAGAGCAGACGCAAGAAGAAAGAGUACAUGGACCAAUUGGAGAGGAAGGUAGAAAUAUUAGUAUCAGAGAACUCAGACUACAGGAAAAGGGUCGACUCCCUCGAGCAGACGAAUGCGAAUCUUCUGAGCCAACUAGCAGCUCUGCAGGCCCUGGUCACUCGGGGCUCCAGGAAGUGAGUGCCCAGCGAUGCUGUCGCUUGGCGUACACUAGCACAGGGACUUAAAUCUGCAGGAUACAACCCAACGGGCACGACGUCACUAGGCCGAGUUCCACCACUGAUCACCAUCGACAGUAGAAUUAACUAACAGUUUCUGAAAUCCUGGUCAAAUCUACGGUCAACUGAAUUUUGCUGUAGAUGCCUCUCAAAUGUUAUUUUACUGUAAGCUACUCUUUCAAUUUUCAUUUCGAUUAUAAUCUUGGUAUUUGUACAUUGAGCGAUUCAGAAACUGGUAACAUGCCUUAGAACCGGCGCACUAAUGUGUAUCUUCGUUUUUCAUUGAUAUCAAAAUUUUCUUUUUUUUUAACGUACCCUCUACAAACCAGUAAUUUAUUUUCUUAAGACAACAACAGUAUUAUAGCCGGUUCUAAGGAUUCAAAACUGAUGAAAAAAGCGGCUGUGAGAACUGAUUGAAAUGUACUCUCACAGUAAUUAUUUAUAGGAUUUAUAUGUGAAUGAAACAGUGACAACGACGGUGUCCCCACAAUGGAGUGUAUAUUUUGUCGAUUGUAUAUUUUGGAUGUAAUUUUACAUAAUGAUCACGAACCGUUGCGUAGGUAUCCAAAGGACUGUUAGUUUGAAUGGUUGCUCAUUGUAUUUGUUAGUAAAUCGUUACUUGUGGUGCUGGAUAUGAUAUACCUGCAUUUUGGUUUUAGGUAUACCAACUUUCGAGUGCCACAUUAGAUAUUUAUUUUUAAAACAUCUCGGCAUUUCCGAAAAUUUUUGGAUCGUGCUGAGUUCUAGAUAAAUGUCGCUAGGUAUUUUACGCGUGUUGUUUGAAAUCUCGUAAUAUAUUUUUAAUGGUUGCCGAAAGGCAUUGUUAGUUUUAAGUUUUAAAUUCUGCGUGUUUUUAUUAAAAUGUGCAAUUAGUUUUUAAGGAAUUUUAAUUGUUACCUCGCCUCGCGUCCUUUAUACGACCAAUCCGGGAUGCUUUCCAUUACAAAAAUCUUCCUUAGUAUUUUAUGUUUUUUUUUUUACGAUUUUUCAAGUUAUAACAACUGAUGUAGAUUGAAAUCUCUAUUCAAAUCUGAUGUAGGUUGAAUUCCCAAAAUAUUUGAAAAACUGAAUCCUCUGUCAAAAAUGACACAUUUGAUCCACAAGCGCCAUCUUGUAUUUUUCAAUGAAAUAAUGUUUUGUGACGUAAUAAAUUAUGCUGAGGAACACAGGUUUUACGUUGAGAGGCUUUCGGACUGCUCCUAUUGGACGCCUGGUUUAGCGUAAGCAUCGCUGGUAUGGCGAAGCUACGCAAUCUUCAUAAUAAUUUCUAUAGCUGUAUUCACGCUACUCUACUGUUAUUGGACUUAGAACUUUUUAUCGAUUGUUGUGAUUUUAAAAAGAGCAGUGGAUAGUAGGCAUGCAGUGAAACUGUUCAGUUUCCUCCAUAGCGACUAUUUGGAGACCGAAAUAACUACGUAUAUACCGUAUCAACGCGAUAGGGUGUGGUAUUGUCGGCUUUCACAGUAGCAUAAUAAUUAUUUAAGGCGUACGCACUGCGCGGGUCUUAUCUGUUAAUAUUGAAUUCCAUGAAUUUGCAUUUAUAGCGAAAUGUGUGUCGUCCUAGAGAUUUUAAUCAUGUAUUUAAGGUAACGUUUAGUUAUACGCAAUCUAAUAACGGACCUAAUUUAACCGAUAUAUGUAUGAAAAAAAUGUUUUUCGGUAAUGUCUCUAGUCUAUCGUAGAAUGUCGAGGCCUUUUUGUGGAGGCUCUCGGAAUGAAAAGAUUAGCUGUAUCCACUUCUGGUUAAUUGCGCUGUAGAUACAUACGGCGUGUCUAGCGAGUGUCUUGUAUAUCUGAUCUGACAUAUCUGACAUAUUUGCGAUUUCUGUGUCAGUAAUGUGUAAUAAUGCUGAUUUACACGCAAGAUGAACGAGCAAGCACAAGUGGAGACACGCCUUUAGUCGAGUACAAAUAAUGGCAUGCCUUCGAUGAAAAUAACGUAACUAACUCUGUACAACUAACUACGAAUAUGACAAAUUAUUGUUAUGAUGUUUACUAAGCGCCUAAUAUUUAUGAAUAGUUGCUUAAAUAAUUUCAGCCUUACUUAUAAAAAUUCCAGAGACCAUAUCAAGGCUUAAUUUAAUUAUCUCCAUUUUGAUAAUUAGCACUAUUAUUUGAAAUAAAUAAUUUUAUAAGUAAGGCUAUUUAUGUACAGAAUCUCCAGAAACAUUUUGUUUAGGGUCUUGCCAGCAUAUUAAGCAAACUUUAUCAGAAAUUGUGACAGCGGCCAAAUAUCUUAUACUAUUAGAUAUGUUACUAGUCUUAAUUUCAUUUAGUCUCAUAGUAAACAACGAAAGUUAUUUAAACAAAUAAUAUAAAUAAAUUUUGUCUACAAUCUUGAGGAAGUGUAAAAGCUAUAUACAUAUAAAUAUAUAAUGUAUGUAAACACCAAAUUGUGCAUGUGUGCGCUCAGUACAGUAUCUAAUACCAGAAUUUUCGCGGUGAUUUUGUAGGCAUGUAACAUAUCUAAUACUAUAAAAUCUUUGACAGCGGCCAUGUUUGUGAACUAACAUUCUUUUGUACUAAACAUUCCAUUUGUUUCUUUAGCGAUGAGUGACUUAAAGUGAGCUCGAGUACUUAUUAUCUAAAAUCUCUGUACAAACCAUUUACCUGUUUAUAUUGUGUAUAGUAUUUGUGUCUGAUAAUGAAAUCGGGGCCCACUUACGUGAAUUUGCAGUACGGCAAAAUAAAAAAAAUAUUUUGAGUUCAUAGGAAUGCUAUGAAAUGGAUUAGAUAGCAUUCAAAAGCUAAAUCUUUUGAUAAAUGAAAUCUACUGUUUGACAAAUUUUAAUAGAAAAUUGUAACAAUUUCUAGAAUUUCUAUUAUUUUUCAUACAUUAAUAAAUAUUUUGCCAUACUGUACACUUGACAGUGAGUUCCGUAUGUAAAGCAUAAUCAUUGUAGCAAUCGAGAUAAUUGUCGCUGAAAUUUUUCCGAAUUCCUUAUUUAUUUUAUUUGUAAAACUUCGUUUUCUGUAUAUUUUUUUUAUUUUUUACUUUAUCAAAGCGUUUUUGAGUCUACUUAAGUUUGGUUAAGGGCCUAUUUAUUUGCUCUGUUUGUGUCAUUCUAACUUUACUUUGGCAAAAUUUCUGCGACACAUAAAUUUUAUAUUUCAAAUGUUUAUUAUGUUUCAUCGGUAUAUUAUUCGUGUUAGUAUUUAUAUACUAUGUGUGCAAUUACUAUGUUCUCUUUUACAUUUUUAGAAGUUCUUCCUAUUUAGCUGUAAGAGAAUAAAAAAUAUAUUUAUAUCGCUAUAAAUAUAAUAUAUCGCUCCCGACACUGUGGGAUUUUUAAAAGAAUUUAUUGAGAUAUAUUUUAAGAGAUUUUUUCUAAUGAAAUUUUAGAAAUAUAUAUUAAAUAUUUAAACACUGUUUUAUGUGUCUGUACGUGUACUUGUAAGGUAUGUAUGUUACGAGUAGAUUAGCGUUAUAAGUUAGCGUAACUAUAAGGCCAUGCGUCCACUGUCGCUGUCGAAUCGAAUCACAUUCGAUAAUCGUUAAGUAUUUGUCAUUAUGUAAAAGUACGCGCAUAGACCAUAAAUGCAACGUUCGAUUGCUGCGUUUACGAGUUUUAUAACCGCAGGGAGUUUUAAUGAAUUUUAUUUCAUUUAAUUAUAUCUCUUUGAUUUGUUGUUAUUGCUAUGAAUGUUCAGGUAUACUUUUAACUUUAUUUACAGUCAAGCGAUUUCAAAUUUCGGUACGAUAAAGUACGCCGUGCUUAAAACACAUUGUAAAAAAGAUUAGGGUUGUAAACCAAGUAGAUAGCAUAUCUAAUUACUUACCUUAUUCAUAUACAUUCCUUGAAAUUGUAGUCAAGAUUCAAAAUUUAAGAUUAGUAACUUGUUUGAACAAGUAAAAAAACUGGAGAGAGUUUGCUUAUAAAUAUAUAAGCGAUUAGUUUAGGAAUGGCGGUUUUCUGCAAAAUGUCGAGAACCAUAGUGAACGGGAUUCGAUUCGACCUAAUGGACGUUUGGCUUAAAAUUGAAUCAUGGAAACAGCAAAGCGUGCCUGCCUAUCAGUUAUUGAUUUACCAUAAUAUAAGUAUCGAUUUAUCGAACGUAUAGUUAAAUGUAUUGUCGUUUUAGAGAAUGCUAUACUGUGUAAAACUAUACAUUAUUAAAAGAAAGUAUUUAACUUUUAUAUUAAUGUACCUAUAAUAUAUUAAUUCCUAUUAUGGCAUUUACCGUCUACAAAAGAGUGAUUGAACUGGAAACGAUUUAUAUAAAAUUACUAAAGUUAGAUGAUAAUAUAUUCAAAUUCGAUUGUUUGUUUUGUAUUUGCGUCCAUGUGAAUCGAUAGAAUCUAGUAAUCAAUAUAAAAGAAAUGCCAAACAAAUAUAUACACACUUCGCACACUAGGGAACAUUAGAAAUCCAUUCGAGAUUUAUUAUUAACUUUUACAUCCUAAAGAUUAAAUAAAUAGAUGUUAAUAAAUAAAAUUAAAUAGAUUUCCUCACCUGGUAAAAAAAGCCUUAUAACUAUUUGAUUAAGGUUACUUAACCAACGGCUCAAACUUUUAGUUUUUUUGAAAGCCCAUUUUCGUUUAGUUUAUUCCAUAAAGUCUCGAAUGGAUCAUACAAACAUGUUAUAUUUUCCAUAGACACUGUUAGGCCGUGUCGAUUUGUUAAUAUUGAGGUGUAAUUUUAUUGAUAGUUUUAUAUUUAUUAUAAAACUUAUCGCUGUUAACUUGAGUCAUCAUUUGUUGAAUCGUUUGUUUUAUUAUUAUUUUCCAAUGACAUUGCGGGUUUACUGUCGCCCUUGAGCUAAUAAAGCGUCGGAUAUUGUA